Moneuplotes crassus is the source of this 1512-nucleotide messenger RNA. The record is from the annotation of a GenBank genome assembly. Lineage: Eukaryota; Ciliophora; Spirotrichea; Euplotida; Euplotidae.
AUGUUAAUUUGCAAUAGGUUUCAAUGCAGCGACCUUGCAUGCAAGAGACAUGGAGAGUACUUCUGCAGAACCCAUCAAAUGUGCACAUGCAAAGGCUGUGCUAGCAAUAUGCAUUUCAAAUGUGAACUCGUCAUCACCCAAGAUCUCACUGAUAUCAACAUCUAUGCGGUUGAGGUCAAAAGAUUUGUGGAGAGACUAUCCAAACUCACAGCCGAGAAUGGUCUUGGAGCAUACAACUCUCACAUUGACAACGAACUGAAAGAUUUAUAGGACAGCCUUGUUGAGAUCGAGAAGAAAAUAAAAGAUGCAAUUACUCAUGACCAUUACGAGCAAUUUGACACCCUUCAGUCUCAGAUCAAACAGAUCCAAAUCCAGAUGUCUGACAGCAUUAUCGUCAAAGAUAUUCUUUACUUUUCAACUCUCAGAGACACUACCAUGUACAGUCUGCCCAAGAUUGAUGACUACUUAUCAUCUCCUACCAGAAUUAAAAAGAAGAUUGACGCAGUAGUCAAAGAAAAUGCGGAGCUGAUGGAGAAGAAGCUUCUUUCUAAAUCUAAACAGAUCGAGCAACAGUGCAAGGCCGAGCUCACCGAAGAAUUCAAAGACGAGAUCAACAGUCUGGAAGAUUUCAAAACUCAGCUUGAAGAGGAUUUAAAGGUCAAACUAGAGGAGAUCAAGGAAUCUAAGCUACAACACGAUAAAGACCAGGAAGAAAUAUCCAAAUUGUGCGAAGAGGUAAAAGAAAGCCAAGGCCAACUUGAAGAAACAACAGAAGCCCUCAAUUACCAUCUUACAGAUAUUUGCAAAGACUUCGACCCUAAUUCUAAAGACCUCACUCUGGACAUGACUGAUGGCAAAUGCCAGAAACUAGUGAAGACCAUGGGAGACUUCAGAUAUCCCCUCGGAGACAUGAACGAAUUAAGUAUUGACCUUGUUGGCAAUAAGGAUGCUGCUCUCAAGACCUUUAUGACUAAUUCUUCCCUGUCUUCACUCAAGUCUUUUGUUUUUAAUGAUAGUUAUAAAGGAGCUUGGGAUGAAGAGGCUAGUGCAGUGAAAGUGAAAUACUACGUGGACGGACUGAAGAAGGUGCUUCCUCACGUAACGAAAGAAGUGUAUUUGAAUAGGAUCAUAGCUGAUGCUGAUGACCUUAGCCUGAUUGUGAAGUUAUCGUCCAAUGCUGAAAGGCUGACUGUUAGGCUUAGCAAAAUAUUAACUUCAGAUUCUCUUGACUUCACAUCCCCAACUCCAUCCAAGAUCACAUAUCUAAGUUUCUUUAACUGAGGACACGCAAAUUGGUCCAACCAAGAAUGGGAUAAAUACCCUGACAGAUUCGAAAAAAUCAUCAUUGCCAUCAAGAACUCCUCUCUCAAAGACUCCCUCAAGACCCUCAACCUUAAAGAAUGCAAAAUCUCAAUAUCCAAAGCUACUUCUCUUCUAUCCACCCACGGCCUGCCCCACAUCUCCGUCAUCCAAGAAGUCAACUGCCCAAUAUCCCUCUAAGUUCAGCUGCCA